This is a messenger RNA of Puccinia graminis f. sp. tritici CRL 75-36-700-3, 360 nucleotides long. RefSeq lists its product as uncharacterized. Bases 1 to 360 code for a protein of 119 amino acids. The record is from RefSeq and is a predicted model, not a curated record. Lineage: Eukaryota; Fungi; Basidiomycota; Pucciniomycetes; Pucciniales; Pucciniaceae. The transcript is spliced from 2 exons.
AUGCUAUCCAAACAUGACCAAACAAUGACCCAGUUCCAAACCAACAGCUCAACCUUACAUCACUGUCUGAUCAAGUGGGACAAGCUGAAAGCACAUGACCAAUCCUUCACCCAAGCCUUGAUCAGACUGGCUCUACAACUCCAGAGAUUCAUGAACCAGAUGGACGACUACUUUCGGAUCCCCCAAGACCACCCUCCUCCCUCACAUCUGCAUCAUCUUCAACAUCAGCACCAUGAACAACAAGAAGAACCUUCUACUCAGAUCACGCCAAGUCCAAUCAGUCUCAACAAGGCCUUUGCUGAGAUCAUCACCACCGGCCCAUCAGCCCAUCUAAGGAUUGAGGAAGAUCCAUCAGCCUAA